Messenger RNA from Tarenaya hassleriana, 2283 nucleotides. RefSeq names its product protein WVD2-like 7. Lineage: Eukaryota; Viridiplantae; Streptophyta; Magnoliopsida; Brassicales; Cleomaceae. The transcript is spliced from 9 exons. The coding region runs from base 357 to 1919 and encodes 520 amino acids. The record is from RefSeq and is a predicted model, not a curated record.
AAAUCUCAUCUCAUCUCUCUCUCUCUCCCUCUCUCUAUCUCUCUAUCUCUCUGAGAAUCCGCCUUUGAUUUUUUCUCCUGCUUGGUACAAAAAAAAAUUUGUAUUUUUAGGUCAGUUACUGUUUUGUUCAGUCAUUGCAAGCUGUGUCAUUCAAAGUUGAAAACUUUGAAUGACAUCUGUGAACCCUUUCUUUUUCCAACUGUUUCAACUUUUUGUUUCCACUAGAAGCAGCAAUCACGAUUUUGAGUUUUUUUUUUUCGCUAUAAUUUAGUUGGCGAGAAAAGGUACAUCAUCAUAGGGAACUAACACAAGAUUUGUGGGUUCUCUUCGCUUUUGAGUUCUGGUGUUGAGCAUCAAUGGUGGAAAUGGAAGAUGAUGUCGCAAAUGGCGAAGAAAAGGGGCAGAGAGCGACUUCGUCGAAUCCGGGUCUGCAAGUGUCAGUUUCAUUUGGUAGGUUUGAGAACGAUUCACUUUCAUGGGAGAAGUUCUCGGCUUUCUCUCCGAACAAGUACUUGGAAGAAGUGGAGAAGUGUAAAACUCCUGGAUCAGUAGCUCAGAAGAAGGCUUAUUUCGAAGCACAUUACAAGAAGAUUGCCGAGAGAAAAGCCGAGCUCAUGGAUCAGGAGAAACAAAUGGAAAAGAAGGCGCCUUUUAGGUUGAGUGGUCAUAACCAGGGAGAUGUGGGUGGUGAGCCUGGUGGUUCCAUGGCUGAGUGUGACGUCAAUGAUGGGUCUUAUGGCCAAUGCACUGAUGAAGAAGAUAAGCAUGUGAUUGACAUUGCUGCUGAAUUGGACAAAUCUUGUGUCGAUGAGCCUAAUGAAGAACCUGUGAUUGUUAAGGAGUGUCAAACCUCGAUUGAUGGGAUGCCAGAAGAAUGUGGGGAUGUUCUUGUUCUGGAUAGCCCCAAGUUGGAGAAACUUGAAGAGGUUGUCCGAAUGGAGGAGAAACCAGAAGAAGCUGUCUUAGUGGUGGAGGAGGAAGAGGAGAAAGAAGUGAAAGAAGAAAUCUCGGCGAAGGAUUUUGUCGGUACGCAUGAAAUGCCAAUGGAGGAGACGAAAAAGGAGAAAGAUGGUAAUCUGACAAAGGCAAAGUAUGGAAGUGCGAGGAUGAAUCGUGCUAGAGGCUCUCCCAAGGCUAAUCCUGUGAAUAACAAACCGAUGGCAAGCAAGCCUGUAAUGAAUAGGAAAACUCCGCCAAGCAAGGACAGAAGCAUGGCAAUGGCAGCAAAGAAACCAGAAUCACCUGUUCCAAAAGCUCGGGUGUAUUCAACUCCAAAAGUGUCCAAGACAGCUUCAAAACUCACUUCAAUGUCCUCAUCCCGACCUUCGGUAAAAAAGGAAAAUGUCCCAACUUCACAGAGAAACAAGCAAACGGCUCCAAAGUCAUUGCACAUGUCUCUCAGUCUGGGUCCUUCGGGAUCGGAUCCUACUGCUCUUGCAACAACCAGAAAAUCUUUGAUCAUGGAGCGAAUGGGAGAUAAGGACAUUGUGAAGCGUGCGUUUAAGACGUUUCAAAAGAGUUUCGACCAAUUAAACUCUUCCACUGAUGGAAAAAAGACAGCUCCAAAACAGGUUCCUGCAAAGACAAGUAGUGUUUCAGCAUUAACUACUCCUCGGAAAGAGAAGGACCGGCCUGUAAAAGUAGGGAGCAAAGAGAAGAAAAAUGUGGGUGCCCAGUCUUUUGGACUCAAAAGCACCGAGACAGCUGAGAAACAAAAGGAGCUCUCGAAGAGCUCGAGAGAGAAGUCUGGUGCAAGAACUGUGGAGAGAACACGCCUUCUGGCGAAACCAAAGGCAGGAUCGACAGAUGUGAAAACCCAGAGGCACAGCCUUGAUCCGAAUUCCAAAACCAUUCAAGGCUCUCUCCCUGUACCGACCUUAUCGAAAGGAUCUUCUGACAAGGAUGGUUCCACCAAAUGAGGCUCAUUAUCAAGGCAAGAUCUUCACUAUCGGGGGAAGCGGAAAAGGAAUUACUUUUUCAACGGAAACAGGAACAAAGACCAGCAGCCAAACGCCCAUCCAUCAUUCCUGAGAACACAGAGCCAUUAGCUCUGUUUUUUAUGGAGAAGCUCACAGUUGUGUAGUAGUAAUGCCAAUAAUCCUGAGGAAGGUGGUUAUAUCUGUUGUUAUGUUAUGUGUAUAGAGAGAGAGAGAGAGAGAGAGAGAGAGAGAGAGAGAUUCUUCCAUCAAUCCAUAGUUACAUUCGCUAUCAUGAAAACACGAUGUGUGUUUCAAUCCCUGUCAUAUGAUAGAUCAUGUUCUUUCCAACAUGUUGGAUUGUUUA